Molecule: messenger RNA, 432 nt
Organism: Dentiscutata erythropus
Lineage: Eukaryota; Fungi; Glomeromycota; Glomeromycetes; Diversisporales; Gigasporaceae
Source: the annotation of a GenBank genome assembly
AUGUCUACUAUUGCGGGCGUUAUGAGCUUUCUUGAUCAAGAAAAAUUUAAAAACACGCAAGGAUUUCAAGAUGUUUCGUUUUUGAUCAAGGUUGAAAAAAGUGAGGAUGAGGAGAAGACUGCAGAACUAUAUUUUCUUGAUGGUGAUUCGGUUAUGAAAAUUCAAGUCCCUGAUGAUAUUGAAUGCAAAAAAAUUAACGAAUUGGAUCAAAAAAAGAUUAAAAAACCUUUCCGCAACUCAAAUAUUUUUUUAAUUAAUCAUCCAAAAAAAUAUAAUAUUUUAUUUAAAAAGAAGAGAAUUUACGCUUUAAUUCCUGAACAAAAGUGUUAUACUAUUCACAAUUUUAACAAACCCGAUAACCUCAAGCAAUAUAAAUUAGAAAAGCGUGUUAACAAGGCGUUAAAUGUAAUCAUUAAACUUGAAAAUAAUUAG